Molecule: messenger RNA, 5353 nt
Organism: Engraulis encrasicolus (European anchovy)
Lineage: Eukaryota; Metazoa; Chordata; Actinopteri; Clupeiformes; Engraulidae
Gene: tinagl1
Product: tubulointerstitial nephritis antigen-like 1
Exons: 12
Coding region: 402-1847 (481 amino acids)
Biological process (GO): proteolysis
Cellular component (GO): lysosome
Molecular function (GO): peptidase inhibitor activity; cysteine-type peptidase activity
Source: RefSeq, a predicted model, not a curated record
GUGACUGGACUCGCAGGACAGUAGCCUACAGUACAGUGCAGGGGUAGAGACAAACAGAGAGAGUGAGAAACAGAGAGAGGGAAAGAGAGAGCAAAGAAAGUUAGAAAGAAAAGGAAACGUGACAAGGAGUGUAAUCUGAAAUCUGAAGCUUAUACCUUUUCCUACCUGCGUCUGUCUGUGACUGCCUGUUUGAGUUUGUGUCUUGGUUUUGUGCUGGUUCUGACACAGACAAAACUAAGUUAGAGACAACAGAAGAGAAAUCAAAGGAAGGGAUUUUUUGUUCGCCUUUGGAUUUACAACAGGAGCGAAAGAAGGAAGAAGAAAGGAGAGAGAGGAAAAGAAAGAGUCCUUUUCUUUCGUCAAAGUAAGCAAAGGUGACCGUCGGUGGAGUCGUUGUCACCAUGAGGCCCCUCUCCAGCACCGCCUUCCUCUUCCUCGCCCUCUUCCUCAUCCUCGUCGCCACCCAGGACGCCCUGGCCUCCUCUCGAUCCCACGCCGCCCCGUCGCGCACCCGGCGGGACCUGAACAACCCCCUCCACCGCGGAGGCAUCCGGGACCCCCACGGCUCCUACUGUCAGAGGCGGGGCGGCUGCUGCCCCGGGAGGGACGACCAGUGCACCGUGCCUUACCUGGACACCAUCUGCUACUGCGACCUGUUCUGCAACCGCACCGUGUCCGACUGCUGCCCCGACUUCUGGGGCCACUGCUUGGGGGUGUCCCCGCCACACAUUGGUAUCUGUGAGAGGAAUGGAAACAGGUUCCACUCUGGGGCAACGUACAGAGACAACUGCAAUUUAUGUACGUGUGGCCGGGAUGGUCGAUGGGACUGUGAGCAGAAUGCCUGUCUGAUGGAGGAUGACAUGAUCCAGGCAGUCAACAGAGGAAACUACGGAUGGAGGGCGUCCAACUACACUAAGUUCUGGGGCAUGACUCUGGAUGAGGGGCUACGCUACAGGUUGGGUACCCAGCCCCCCUCACGCAUCGUCAAGAACAUGAACGAGAUGCAGAUGAACAUGGAUGACAGCAAGCAAUUGCCGCGCUAUUUCAACGCUGCGGAGAACUGGCCAGGGAAGAUCCACGAGCCGCUGGACCAGGGGAACUGUGCCGCGUCCUGGGCCUUCUCCACAGCAGCUGUGGCGUCCGACCGCAUCGCCAUCCAGUCCAUGGGUCACAUGACUCCUCAGCUGUCGCCACAGAACCUCAUUUCCUGUGACACGCGGAACCAGGGUGGCUGUGCCGGGGGCCGCAUCGACGGGGCCUGGUGGUACCUGCGCCGCAGAGGGGUUGUGACGGAGGAGUGCUACCCCUACGCCCCUCCCCAGGAAGCCCAGUUGGAGAGGGCCAACUGCAUGAUGCACAGCCGCUCAGUAGGGCGGGGCAAGAGGCAGGCCACCGCCCCCUGCCCCAACUCACACGCCUACAACAACGACAUAUACCAGUCCACGCCACCAUACAGGCUGUCCACCAACGAGAAAGAAAUCAUGAAGGAGAUCAUGGAUAAUGGCCCAGUACAAGCCAUCCUGGAGGUCCACGAGGAUUUCUUUGUUUACAAGGGCGGGAUCUACAGGCACACGGACGUCAACUACCACAAGCUGCCUCACUACCGCAAGCACGGAACGCACUCUGUCAGGAUCACAGGAUGGGGAGAGGAGGCAAGCCAUUCCGGAACAAGGAAAUACUGGCUGGCGGCUAACUCCUGGGGUAAAGACUGGGGAGAGGACGGCUACUUCCGCAUCGCCCGCGGGGAGAACGAGUGUCAGAUCGAGGCCUUCGUGAUCGGCGUUUGGGGACGCGUCACCAUGGAGGACAUGCAAAACCACCACAACCAUCAUGGCCGGCGCAAGUAGACAGACGCACGUUCCAGAACCCAACCCCCCCCCACCAUAAAUAAAAAACAACCCACCCCAAACAAGAGCUACAACAAAACACAAUCUCCACUCACUAUCACCACAGCCCCCUCCCCCUACCACUCAGAGCGACAUUCUCAUUGGCCGUGAGGUAUUCUAGAAGGCUAGCCCCUCCUAAUAUCCUUGUGUAAACAACAAACAACACACAAGAAUUCCAAAAGACUUGAAAUCUACAACGUAACCAUUGGCUGAUACUCACACCCACCCGCAUACACACCCGCACACACACCCGCACACACACCCACACACACACACACACACACACACAUAACCACUCAGGACACUCUGCUAUUCCAAAGACCAUGUGUAACGAUGAUGAUGUCAGAUAUGAAGUGAACACAAUCACACGACACGACGCGUUCCCCACAGACUCUCCGCUUUCACCGCUCUUUGACGUCAAAAUGUGGGAUCCAAUGAGUAUAUAUGCACAGUCAUUGGUGGGAUCACUUUCCGAUAAUUAUAGCUGCCUACGUACUGUAUGUGUGUAAUGCUAUGAUAGCUGCUAACUAGCUUCGUUUCCCAGGCGACUGUUGUUCAGUGAGUGGUCGAGACAGCUAGCUGGACUUUGGCCAGGAGGAGGAGGGGGGUUGGGGGCUUUUCGUUUGGAUAAAAUCAAAACAAACAAACAAAAAAAGAUGGUUACCUGUUUUUAGAUGUGGGCGUGAAUAUAUUGCUUCUGCUAGCACCCUCUGCAAGUGGAAUUUAUGUAUGUGUGUUUGUGAUCAUGUAUCAUGCAUCAUAUAAAGGGCAAGAAUCUUGUCACAUAGGCCCACAUUAUGACUUGUUUUUUUGUGCCCUGACUAGUUUCUCUGCCCUUCAUAGACAAUGGGCAGAUGAUCCAUUACCAAAUCCUUCAACAAGUUCUUCUCACAUUCCCCUCAGAACCCAGAACUCAAACUGAACUCAAGACACUGGACAAUCCCAGCAGAAGGUGCCUUGAGAUAAGCUUCUCAAUCUAGAGUUGGAGUUGACCAAUAAUUUAUUACAAAAAAAAACAUUAGCCUAUGUGACUACACUAUAUUAUAUAGUUUUGUAAUAUAAAGGUAUCUAUUGCUAUGCACAGACAAGUAUGAGUUUGUGGGAGCUCUGUUGUUCCCUUAUGGAUUGUACUGUAGAUCCAGCCUUCACAUUUCAUAAAUAGCCUACAUAGAUCUCCACGUGAAGUUAUCAUGGCCUCUUUUGUCAUUUAGCCUUUCAGCGUGUGAAAAUGUGAUGUAUGAGGUCAUACGUCAUUGUACGUUUUGCAAAGUACAGCCUGAUGGUGUUGUUUGCAGUCUCCAUGUGAAAGAAAAGAGAGACAGAGAGAGAGAGAGAGAGAGAGAGAGAGAGAGAGAGAGAGAGAGAGAGAGAUAGACAGACAUAUAGACCAAGAGGGGUGGGGAGGGGUAAAUUGUCGCGAUGGAAUUCCGAAAUUCCGAAAUUCCGAGUAAUGCUGCCGCCAUAGCCCACCUGCUUCCCAUUCUGGCUAAAAACGUCAAUCACUCCACAGCCCCACACACCAGGUGUACGCCAACCAUACAUCAUUACGCUGACGGCUCAAUGUGGGUCCUGUCACUCUCUCCCAUCAACACAAACAUAAAAAGCCAGAAAAAAAGAGGAAAAAGGAGAGACAUGAUUAAAAGGUUUCGCUCGCUCGUCUGAAACCCUGAGGGUCUUUUUUUUGUUUUCAAAGAAAGUACAAAAAUUGUGUCGGAGACAUUUCAGUGCUAUUCUGUCGGAUACCAAAAAACAUGUAAGACUUUACACUCUGCUGUUGUUCUGUGGAAAUGGUCUGCCUUGUCGACAUGAGCUACCAGUAGCCUGAUGACUUAAAGGUGCACUGUGUAGGAUGGUGGCCAGAGUAGGUAUCGCAACUACCACCAUGGUGCUGCUUUGUAAUGGCUAAAUUGUAGCUCAGAGUGAAAUGGAGGUUAUUCAUCAAUGGUCUAUGCACCCAAGAGGAGCAAAGGGCUUAAGUCAAUGAAGUCAAAUUGUACCCGAGGGCUGCCACUGGACUUUGUAAUGGCUAAAUUGUAGCUCAGGUCGACGGCUGGGUCAUAUCAACAGGACACUGUGGGCAUUUCUCAAAACAUAGUGUGCACACUUCAAAGUGUAUUCAGCCUAAUUAGUCACGCCCAGUGAUAGGAUACUCUUUAUUAGUCAGACCCAGUGAUUAGGCACUCUUUGGUGAACUCUACUCUUUGGUGAACUCUGCUGAGUAUCCAAUCACUGGACGUGACUACAGUAAUUAGGCUGAUACACUUGGAAGUGCGCGCACUAGGUUUUGAGAAAUGCCCUGUCUGUGGGAUCCAAAUGGAGCGUCUGUAUGUAUUAUAGUCUUAAUCUGUAUUAUUAUCAUCCUGUAAAGUGUAUGAGAGUCAAGUAUUAUUAACGCUACAGGACUAUUUGCUGUUGAUGUUGAUUUUCACAGUUUUUCUCUGCUGUAUUUUCUACUUUUUUGUGGUUUUAAAACUAUGUGAAAAAAACUGAUGUUUUGCUAUGGUGCAUUAUUCUUUUCUUCCUUUUUGUUGUUUAGAUAUUAUUAGCAUGGUGUCCAUCUUUCUCUGCGUGUAAUCCGAAUAUCACACGACCCCAAUGUCACCUGUCCCCCAUCACAACAUCACUCCUCUAAUUUCCAUUCACUGUGGUGACAGAAGAAUAGAAUGCAAAUUUACAGGGCAGAGCAAAAGCAAACACUUUUUGCUCAGGACUGCUGACAGCUUUUGGUCGGCCCCUGGACAAAAUCGUCUGAAAGGGCCCCCUCCUCAAUACAUAAUAAUACAAUGUUAUGAGAACCUAAUUCUGGGCUACCUCUCUCGCUGGUCCUGGGGAAAAAGGACCCCUUUGUCCCUCCCCAGCCUCCGUCAGCAUCCCUGCCUUUGCUUUCACUCUGCCAGUGCUCAUCAAUAAGCAGGUGGUAAACAGAGGUUGUUCCAGUGUUUGUUGACCUAGCGUAGCAGAGAGGGCAGUUAUUGGUUCACCAGUCACUGAAGCCAUUAAGGCUGGUCUUGCACAAUGAAUGAGCACGUGCAGAAGACAGAGGUGUUGACCCUGCUGUGCUAGCAGACCUGUCACAACCAGGCAAGUAAAUAAGGCAAUUGCCUUGGGGCUCCGGCUAAAAGGGGGGCCCCCUGAGUGAUAAUGACUGGUAUGUUGUUCAGAUGACAGCAAUGGCAACUUUGUGAGUACGGAGCACAUCCCUGAAUUCAGUGACUGAGAAGUGCAAUGAGACUGUCUAUCAAGGGCUCCUAUCUAACAGUUUGAAGAGGAAAAAGGGGGCCCCAAGUCCCUCUUUGCCUAGGGCCCCUAAACACCUUGAAACGGCCCUGUGUGUCAGUAGUGGUGUUUUUCCUGCUGACCCUGAGUGGCCUGGCAGUUCUGUCUCAUUGACCAAGUCACAUGUACAUGCACAUGCAUGCACCCAUCCAACCUUUACACAACACACACACACACACACACACACACAC